AUGUCGGCAUCUGACGCAGCCGCAGCAGCCGCCGCGCUGGCUUCCCGCAACGCGACCGAGGCGGCGAUCAAGCGAAACCCGCACGGCGACUUUGGGGCAGUCGAGGCCGGACGGCCAGACUGGGACGCGGCCGCGGCGCCGCACUUCAGCAAGGCGCCGGCGCCCGGCUGGCAAUGGGGCCAGGGCGGCAACGACGGCGGCGCCUCGCUGGCCAAGGCACACGGGCAGAGGCGAUCCGCACGCACCCGGACGACCGGCCCGGCUGACGGCAGUGCCGCCAACCUGGCACCCUUCUCGUACACCAACGUGGUCAACCACGACCCGCCCAUCUUCACGAUCGGCAUCGUUGGCGGACUCGCCAACGCAAAGGACUCGCUGGCCAACCUGGCGGCAACAGGGGAAUGCGUCCUUAAUAUCGUCUCCGAGCACUUUAUUGAGGCUGCCAACGCCACGUCGGUCAACGCGCCUUAUGGCGUGUCCGAAUGGGCCCUGACCGGCCUCCACAAGGCGCCGACGACCCAUGUCAAGCCGGCGCGGAUCCAGGAGGCCAUUGUGGCCAUCGAGUGCAAGGUAGUCGAGCUCAAGGAGUUUGAGAGCAGGGCCAACCCCGGCAAGAAGUCCGGCACGCUCAUCAUUCUCGAAGGCGUCAACUUUUGGGUGCGCGAGGAUGCCAUCAACGAGGAACAGAACUUGAUCGAUCCAGAUGUUCUGCGGCCUGUCGGUCGUCUGGGCGGUAUUACAUACUCGCGCAACAAUGAAGUGUACGAGAUGCUCCGGCCAACAUUCGACUCGGUCAAAAAAGGCGGAGAACGGACAAGAGCUGCUGAAGGAGGCGUCUGCCAAGAACUAGACACGGCAUGCUUCUUCCCGUACAAAUUUACAUAA
Grosmannia clavigera kw1407 is the source of this 885-nucleotide messenger RNA. RefSeq names its product flavoprotein oxygenase. The record is from RefSeq and is a predicted model, not a curated record. The transcript is spliced from 4 exons. NCBI's taxonomy places the organism in Eukaryota, Fungi, Ascomycota, Sordariomycetes, Ophiostomatales, Ophiostomataceae. Gene Ontology annotation, molecular function: FMN binding. The coding region runs from base 1 to 885 and encodes 294 amino acids.